Molecule: messenger RNA, 3908 nt
Organism: Phycodurus eques (leafy seadragon)
Lineage: Eukaryota; Metazoa; Chordata; Actinopteri; Syngnathiformes; Syngnathidae
Gene: dla
Product: deltaA
Exons: 10
Coding region: 213-2387 (724 amino acids)
Biological process (GO): Notch signaling pathway; heterophilic cell-cell adhesion; multicellular organism development
Cellular component (GO): plasma membrane; protein-containing complex
Molecular function (GO): calcium ion binding
Source: RefSeq, a predicted model, not a curated record
CUGUAGAUUAUCAUUUAUUUAUUUUUGUUUUUGUUGUUAGAAUCUCCCAACUCACCCGGGAGAAAGUUUUGGGAUUUUACUCUUUUGCUCUGUGCUUCCCCCCCCCCCCCCUCCCUACCAGCUGCACAUGCGUGGUGGUGCUUUGUGACCUGCUCCAUGCAUCUUCCUCCUGGGCCCGUUUCAACUAUUUAUUUAUUUAUUUAUAUUUAUUUAUGAUGUAUUUAUUGAAGGUGCUGCUGAGCGUGGCGGUGCUGGCCAUGUUGUUGUGUCAGGGCUCGUGCUCGGGCGUGUUCGAGCUGCGCCUGCAGGAGUUCCUCAACAAGAAGGGCGCGCAGGGCAACAAGAACUGCUGCGGCGGGGGGUCCUCGUCCUCCUUGUCGUCAUCUGCGCAGCAGUGCGCCUGUCAGACCUUCUUCCGGGUGUGCCUGAAGCACUACCAGCCCAACGCGUCGCCCGAACCGCCGUGCACCUACGGCGGCGCCGUGACGCCCGUGCUGGGCGCCAACUCCUUCCAGGUGCCCGACAUCAUCCCGGAAAGCUCCUUCAGCAACCCCAUAAGGAUCAACUUCGGGUUCACUUGGCCGGGGACCUUCUCGCUCAUCAUCGAGGCACUGCACACUAACUCCAAAGACGACUUGUCCACAGAGAACCCGGAGCGCGUGAUCAGCACCAUAAGCACGCAGCGCCACUUGACGGUGGGCGAGGAUUGGUCGCAGGACCUGCACACGGCCGGCCGCACGGAGCUCAAGUACGCGUAUCGCUUCGUGUGCGAUGAGCAUUACUACGGCGACGGAUGCUCCGUUUUCUGCCGGCCCCGCGACGACGCCUUCGGCCACUUUACGUGCGGAGAGCGCGGCGAGAUCGUGUGCGACGCCGGAUGGAAAGGGCAAUAUUGCACCGAGCCAAUCUGCCUGCCAGGCUGCGACGACGAGCACGGCUUCUGCGAGAAACCCGGCGAGUGCAAGUGCCGGGUGGGCUUCAAGGGGCGCUACUGCGACGAGUGCAUCAGAUACCCGGGCUGCCUCCAUGGGACGUGCCAGCAGCCCUGGCAGUGCAACUGUCAGGAGGGUUGGGGGGGCCUCUUCUGCAACCAAGACCUGAACUACUGCACGCACCACAAGCCGUGCAUGAAUGGAGCCACUUGUAGCAACACGGGCCAGGGCAGCUACACCUGCUCCUGCAGGCCCGGCUUCACAGGCGCCAGCUGCGAGCUCCAAGUCAACGAAUGCGCUGGGAACCCCUGCCGCAACGGCGGCAGCUGCACUGACUUGGAGAACACGUACAGGUGCGAAUGCCCUCACGGUUUCUAUGGCAACAACUGCGAGCUGAGCGCCAUGACGUGUGCCGACGCGCCGUGCUCCAACGGCGGCCGCUGCAGCGACAACCCCGAUGGCGGCUAUUUCUGCCAGUGCCCUACCGGAUACGCCGGUUUCACCUGCGAGAAGAAGAUCGACCACUGCACCUCUGGGCCCUGCUCCAACGGUGCUCGUUGCGUGGAUCUGGUUAACUCAUACCUGUGCCAGUGCCCGGACGGCUUCACGGGCAUGAACUGCGACCACACCGGUGACGAGUGCUCCUCGUACCCCUGCCAGAACGGCGGCACCUGCCAGGACAGCGUCCGCGGCUACACCUGCACCUGCCCGCCGGGCUACACGGGGCGCAACUGCAGCUCCCCCAUCAGCCGCUGCGAGCACAACCCAUGCCACAACGGCGCCACCUGCCACGAGAGGAACAACCGCUAUGUCUGCGCCUGCGUCCCGGGUUAUGGCGGACGCAACUGCCAGUUCUUGCUACCUGAGCACGCCGCCAUCCGAGGCACCGAGGUGCCCUGGAUGGCAGUGGGGUCCGGGGUUGCUCUGGUGCUCCUGCUUCUGGCGGGGUGUGCCGUGCUCGUCGGAUUCUUCCGCUCCAAAGUCCAACGUGAUGGCCCCGGGGAAGUGGGCGGCGAGGGCGAAACCAUCAACAACCUGACCAAUAACUGCCAACGUGGCGAGCGGGAUAGCGUGGUGGUGCCAACUCCGGGAGUGAAAAACAUCAACAAAAAGAUGGACUUGUGCAGCGGGGGGGAUCCUGAUGAGGGGGCGGCACCGGGGCGGCGGAGCUACAAGAGCAGGCCGCCGCCCGCCGACUACAACCUGGUGCGCGAAGUCAACUACGAGCAGGCGUCCAAAGACGCCAUGUUGGAGGCGGCCUGCGAGGACAAGUGCCAAUCCCUGGACUCGUUUGAGUUUGAGGAGAAACACAGCAAACGCUUAAAAUGUGACACGUCAGAAAAGACUAGCCCAGAAACGUCUGCAUGUGCGGACAACAAGUACAAAUCUGUGUUUGUCAUGUCGGAGGAGAAGGACGAAUGUAUAAUUGCAACUGAGGUGAGUUCUUCUUGUUGAAGUUCUUCUAGUAGCUAUGCUUCCACUCCAUGAAACACAGAUGUGAAGCAGUUGUCAGACAGUUCUUAUUGUUCAGUGAUUGACCGGAAAGUAACAUUUUCACCGCUUUUUCCGGGAACUGCUUCACAUCUGCAUUACAUGGAGUCGAAACAAAGCUAUUAGAGGAAUAUUUGGUCCUGGGCUGGAACGGCAGUUCACAGGUGUUGUUGAACUCCAUGUAACACAGAUGUGAAGUAAGUGUAGGGAAACAGUGCGUUUAGCGAAUGAUAGCAAUGCAAAAUCGUCAAUUAUUUUUCACUUAAGCACAUUAGCGUCAUAUCUAUGUUGCAUGGAGUCCACCAACUUCUGCCACAACUAUUGGGACUACAUUUCCCAAUUCUUUAGAUAGCUUCACUUUGACUCCACGCAACACGGAUGUGAAACAGAGCGACUACAACCAACAACUGCUUCACAUCUGUGUUGCAUAGAGUCAAAACCAACUUGCAGCAGCUGUGAAUUAUUCCAGCCCCUUGAACUACUUUUCACAAUUCCCCCAAUAGCUUAACCUUGACUCAGCCACUUGGAUGUCAAGCACUUCUGAGAAAUGACAAUUCUGCAGCUGUUUUAAAAAAAUAAAUAAUUCCCUAACGCUGGUGUAUCUUGCAGGUGUAAAGGGGCCGGCGACGGGCUCGCUCAUUUUGCUGUAUGGGAGAAUUUUUAUGCUCCUGGAUGAGAUGCUGCUCUAAGCUCGCUGCUGCUGAGACCUUUGACUGAUAUUCAGACUGAGCUGGUUCUCGACUGGAAACUUUGGUGGCCUGCGGGAUCGGAACUGGCGGGGUCAUGUAAGGGGAAAAAAUGUCAAGUUUACGGUUAAACGUGAACGGCCACUUAGCUUUCUGUUCUGCCUCUUUGUCUGGCAUUGGGGGGUACAAAUGAAGAAAAAUAUUAAAUGGAAGGUAUGAAAAAUGAUGAAAAAAAAAAAAAAAACAGGCACCAAUAUAGGAUUUUUUUUUGUUUUGUUUUUGUUGUUGCUGCAACAUUUGCACCCAGGCCUUUUUCUCGAACCCAGGAACCGCAUCAAACGGGGGAUGUUUGGCCAUACUGGCCUCUUCGUAAAAAAACAAAACAAAAACAAACAAAAAAACAAGAGUGGUCGCUCUAUGAACUUUGAAGUUUUUUGCCCUUCAAACUUCCAGUGACAAAAGUAUUGUUGUCCUCUUUUUCCUCCCAACGCUUUCUCACGCAGAUUGUCCUUUUUGUAACAUAUAGAGAAAAAGAACAAGAAAAAGUUAUGAUUUAAUUUAAGUUAAUUUAAGCAUUUUGUGUUAUUCUUAUUUUGUAUUGUAUAUUUGUGCUUGUUUGUCAGGAUUAUUUAAAUUGCUUUCUUUUAACGGAUAAUGAUAUUUGCAAAGGCACUUCAGGUCAAUGGGAAACAAAAAAAAAGUUAUUUAAGAGGGAUUGUGCUGUACAUUGUAUUUUUCUGCUCUUUAUCAAUGAAGGAAUUAGCCAAGACUAUUUUUCCAAAUAAAAAAAAAGAUGCUC